Mangifera indica (mango) is the source of this 3207-nucleotide messenger RNA. RefSeq names its product DNA topoisomerase 1 alpha-like. The transcript has 16 exons. The record is from RefSeq and is a predicted model, not a curated record. The coding region runs from base 180 to 2846 and encodes 888 amino acids. Gene Ontology annotation, molecular function: DNA binding; DNA topoisomerase type I (single strand cut, ATP-independent) activity. Gene Ontology annotation, biological process: DNA replication; DNA topological change; chromosome segregation. Gene Ontology annotation, cellular component: chromosome; nucleolus. NCBI's taxonomy places the organism in Eukaryota, Viridiplantae, Streptophyta, Magnoliopsida, Sapindales, Anacardiaceae.
AUUAAUCCAUUAGGGCUAGAAGUUCUGGCUUCUAUCAUCUGAACCACCACAAAGGACAGAGAGCGAGCGAGAGCGAUAUAGAGAUAUUGAAGGAGAGGAUUUGAUCUACUCAAUCACCUGCUCGAUCUGUUCUUUGAAAGAACUGAGACAUACAUGCCAACAAAUUGUGUACUGGGAUAAUGGCUAUUGAGGCUUCUACUAAACCAAACAUAGUCAGUGAUUUUGACGACGAUGACGAUGAUGGUCCAGUAGUUUUCAAAAGGAGUAACACAGCUGCUAAGCAGAACCAAGUGAAUUCUGAAGGUAAGAAACCGUCAUCAUCCACAGCCAAUGGUCAAAAUGCCAAUACUCAGAAGGGUAAGACAACGGUUCCAUUUUCCAAGGCAUCUCCUAUGAGAUCUCCCCCGCCUAGUCUAAAAGCAUCAUCUUCAUCUGCCAAGGGGUCACCAGCGAAGUCACCUGUGCUCACUUCAAAGACACCAAGUCCUUUGGAUGAUCGGUUAAAGCAAUCACCACAACCAAAUGCAUCAAGUUUGGACAAGAAGGAAGAUGGUUCAGUUAGUAAUGGCCUUGAAAAUGAUGAUGAGGAUUUUGAAGACCACAAGCCCUUGAGUGCUAGACUUAAGGGAAACAACAACAAUGCUAAUAGAGGGCCCAGUGCUCCUAAAGCUGAUACAUCACCAAUUUCUAGGAUCAAUGUUAAAAGUGCUUUUGAUGAUUCUGAUGAUGAAGCUCCAUUAUCGUCAAGGUUCCCAAAGUCCUGUGGUGGAACAUCGGGUGGAAAGCAUAGUGAUCCUGAUGAGAAGAAACCUCUGACAUCAAAACUUCAGCAGAAUGGUUCAACCACAUUGGACAAGCGGCAAAAGUCUUCCUUUGGGUCAAUUAAGAGACCCUUAGAUAAGGUGAGUUCAACAGGCACAUCAUCAGCUAAAAAGCCAAAGGUUUCCAAUACUUACACAGAAAUGAAAGUUAAACAAGUAUCGGUAAAAGCAGAACAGAAAGCAGACGAUGACGACCAUAUUCCCAUAGCCCAGAGAAUGAAGAAAUCAAUAUCAUCAGAUAUAAAAGCAAAUUCUACAAAGAUAACAAAAGUAACAAAAGUUGAUUCGUCUUCAUCAAAGAAAAUUAACAAGAAGUCCAAGAAAAUAAUAAAAAAUUCAAAAUAUUCAAAAUCAACCAAAAUGCUCCCUAGCUCUGGUGAUGGGCAGAAAAAAUGGACUACUCUUGUUCAUAAUGGUGUCAUUUUUCCACCUCCAUACACACCUCAUGGAGUUAAGAUGCUCUACAAGGGGAAGACAGUUGAUUUGACUCCUGAACAGGAAGAGGUUGCAACAAUGUAUGCGGUGAUGCUAGAAACAGAUUACAUGCAGAAACCAAAAUUCAAAGAGAACUUUUGGACUGAUUGGCGUAAAUUGCUGGGGAAAAACCAUGUAAUUCAGAACUUGACGGAUUGUGAUUUUAAGCCAAUUUAUGAUUGGCAUCAGCAGCAGAAGGAGAUAAAGAAACAGAUGAAUUCUGAAGAGAAGAAGGCUGUGAGAGAAGAGAAAAUGAAACAAGAGGAGAAGUAUAUGUGGGCUAUUGUUGAUGGUGUCAAAGAGAAGGUUGGGAAUUUCAGAGUUGAACCACCUGGGCUAUUUCGAGGCAGGGGAGAGCACCCAAAGAUGGGGAAGCUGAAAAAACGUAUCCGUCCAAGUGACAUUACCAUAAAUAUUGGGGAGGAUGCCCCGAUUCCUGAAUGUCCGAUCCCUGGUGAAAGCUGGAAGGAAGUAAAGCAUGAUAACACUGUCACAUGGUUAGCUUUCUGGAAUGAUCCAAUUAAUCCAAAGGAAUUCAAGUAUGUGUUCCUGGCAGCUAGCAGUUCCUUGAAGGGACAAAGUGACAAAGAAAAAUAUGAGAAAGCAAGAAAGCUGAAGGAUUACAUAGAGAGCAUUAGAGCAUCUUACACUAAGGAUUUUACUAGCAAAGAUGUUUCAAGGAGGCAAAUAGCAGUUGCGACCUAUCUUAUUGAUAAAUUAGCACUUAGGGCGGGUAACGAGAAGGAUGAUGAUGAAGCUGAUACUGUUGGUUGCUGUACAUUGAAAGUGGGGAAUGUAGAGUGUAUCCCUCCAAAUAAGUUAAAGUUUGACUUCCUUGGUAAAGAUUCAAUUCAAUAUGUAAACACAGUUGAAGUUGAGCUUCCUGUGUACAAGGCAAUUGGGCAGUUUCAAACUGGAAAGAAGCAAAAUGAUGAUCUGUUCGACAAGCUGGAUACAGCUAAACUGAAUGCUCAUCUGAAGGAACUCAUGCCUGGUCUGACGGCUAAAGUUUUCCGUACAUAUAAUGCCUCAAUUACAUUGGAUGAGAUGUUGAGUAAGGAAACUAAAGAAGGUGAUGUUGCAGAAAAGAUUGUUGUUUACCAGACUGCUAACAAAGAGGUUGCAAUUAUUUGUAACCAUCAGCGGUCUGUUUCGAAAUCACAUGGUGCGCAGAUGACAAGAUUGACUGAGAAAAUAGAAGAGCUCAAGGGUGUUCUGAAAGACCUGAAAAUUGAUUUGGACAGGGCUAGAAAAGGGAAGCCCCCAUUGAAGGAUUCUGAUGGAAAGCGAAAGAGGAAUCUGACCCCUGAAGCGAUAGAGAGGAAGAUAGCUCAAACCGAUGUGAAGAUUGAAAAAAUGGAACGAGAUAUGAAGACUAAAGAGGAUUUAAAAACUGUGGCUUUGGGCACAUCCAAGAUCAAUUACCUUGACCCUAGAAUCACAGUCGCAUGGUGCAAGCGACAUGAAGUUCCUAUUGAGAAGAUUUUCAACAAGUCUCUUCUAGCAAAGUUUGCUUGGGCAAUGGAUGUCGAUCCUGAGUUCAGAUUCUGAAAUUUCAGAGCGGUGCUUGCCUCUACACCCUCUCUUGACCAACCCAAAGGACCCAAAAAAGAAAAAGAAAAAAGAAAAAAGUAAAAAAGAAAAAUAGGCCAGCUCCUUACCGGCUUCUUCACUUUCUUAUUACAGUUACUCAAUUUUUUUAUCUCUGUUCAACCAGAAAAUUCAUGUUGUAUGGUCAUCUAAUCUAAUGAGUUAAAGUUCUUCCUUCAUAGAUUUUUCUUUUUAGACUAUUACUGAAAUUGUUGUUAUAAACUUUCUAACACCUGCUACUAACAGUAAAUGUCAAAAGUACAUUCUAAAGUGCUUGAAAACAAAAUCUUCUGUGUAUUCUUCAAUAUCAGAGAUUUCUGAA